CAUACCAAAGUACUUGGCAUGUGUUGCUGGAAAUAAGAAAAAAUACCCAGGUACUUGGCAUGUGCUGCUGGAAUUAAGAAACCAUACCCAGGUACUUGGCAUGUGGAACUGGAAUUGAGAAACCAUACCAAGGUACUUGGCAUGAAUUGCUGGAAUUUAGAAACCAUAUCCAGAUAAUUGGCAUGUGUUGAUGGACUUGAGGAACCAUACCCAGGUACUUGGCCUGUGUUGAUGGAAAUGAGAAACCGUACUCAGGUACUUGACAUGUGUUGCUAGAAUUGAGAAACCAUACCCAGGUACUUGGCAUGUGUUAGUGGAAUUGAGAAACCAUACCCAGGUACUUGACAUGUGAUACUGCUGGAAUCGAGAAACCAUACCCAGGUACUUGACAUGUGUUGAUGGAAUUGAGAAACCAUGCCCAUGUACUUGGGAUGUGUUAGUGGAAUUGAGAAACCAUACCCAGGCACUUGGCAUGUGUUAGUGAAAUUGAGAAACCAUACCCAGGCACUUUACAUGUGUUGCUGGAAUUGAGAAACCAUACCCAGGUACUUGGCAUGUGUUAGUGGAAUUGAGAAACCAUACCCAGGUACUUGACAUGUGUUGCUGGAAUUGAGAACCCAUACCCAGGUACAUGGCAUGUGUUGCUGAAAUUGAGAAACCAUACCCAGGUACUUGACAUGUGUUGUUGGAAUUGAGAAAGCAUACCCAGGUACUUGGCAUGUGUUGCUGGAAUUGACAAACCAUACCCUGGUACUUAACAUGUGUUGUUGGAAUUGAGAAACCAUGCCCAGGUACCUGACAUGUGUUGCUGGAAUUGAGAAACCAUAACCAGGUACUUGACAUGUGUUGCUGGAAGUAAGAAACCAUACCCAGUUACUUGGCAUGUGUUGCUGGAAUUGAUAAACCAUACCCAGCACCCGACGCCGACGUAUUCAGAGACUGGUAUAGCUGGCACAUGGAAUGUCAUCGUAACAAUCAGACCAUGCUCAGCUGGCCGAUGUGGAUGGAACGAGGCCGAUCUGACCUGAAUGUCACAUAUCCCGUUUGGUUCUACGGCGUUGAGAUUCAUCUACUCACAGGACUCACACGAACUUUCAAAAUCUCACAACUCGAGAAUCACAAGGAAGCGAGAACGAGAUGUAUGAGUGAUACAAGUUCGUUUGAACCCGGUUUGUUUGUCCUGGACACGGCGAAAUCUCUGUGCGCAAAAAAACUAUCAACUACCAUUUUUUCUAUUCCGAACAUAAGUCCUACGAAUCUAAAUGACUUUCAGAUUGCUGCAGACAUCAUUCAGGUUCCUUUCUGGGUUCAACCUGUAAACGUUCAGGCUUUUGUUGGGGCGCCCAUCACUACACUCCUGUGUUACUUGCUCGACCUGGACGGAUUGGUAAAGAAGGAAAAUUGUUCAGAAAAGUAUUCGUCCGUGUGCGUUAAUGCAACAGCUCACGACACAAUAACCUACUUAGGCAGCACUUCAAGCGUUCCGUUUUAUCGCUCGGCCUUGACGUCAUCAUCCAGGGCAAAACGGCUUACCGAUAUCCUACUUACGAUACCGAUCACCGUGUUUUCGGUUUUUAUUGCUAUGAACAGAUUGUUCGAUAACUUAUCAUAGAUUUGAUGAUUGUUUGUCAAUGUUAACGGUAUCAGUAAUAACAAUUGUGCGUGAUUUGAGCCGCGUUCUAUGAAAAGUGCGCUUAAUGCGAGUGGGUAGAGUGUCAUCCCACAUUAGCAUGUGCACUACGCACAGGCUAGUAUUCGACGACACUUUCCGCGUUUAUUCGUUUCAAGAAAGUCGCUUCUUCGCUAAAAUCUAUCUAAGGCGGAAAGUGUCGUCCCUAUGUCGUUCCCUGUGCAGUCCGCACAGGCUGAUCACGGGAGACACUUUACGCGUAUGCUUUAAGUCAGUAUUCUUAGAACGCGACUCGCAUUAUUGAAAUGCGUUUACGUAAUUUUACGUUUACUAAAACAGACUUUACCGAACUUUCACAAAUGUGUGCGAAAAAAGUUAGCCCACGUGAAAUAAAUCAAAUGCUACUUA
This is a messenger RNA of Dreissena polymorpha, 2038 nucleotides long. RefSeq lists its product as uncharacterized. The transcript is spliced from 6 exons. Lineage: Eukaryota; Metazoa; Mollusca; Bivalvia; Myida; Dreissenidae. Bases 956 to 1612 code for a protein of 218 amino acids. The record is from RefSeq and is a predicted model, not a curated record.